This is a messenger RNA of Homo sapiens (human), 1966 nucleotides long. It is a transcript of the gene CPLX4, whose product is annotated as complexin 4. Bases 188 to 670 code for a protein of 160 amino acids. Gene Ontology annotation, cellular component: plasma membrane; synapse. Gene Ontology annotation, biological process: neurotransmitter transport. The record is from RefSeq and is marked reviewed. The transcript is spliced from 3 exons. Lineage: Eukaryota; Metazoa; Chordata; Mammalia; Primates; Hominidae. Gene Ontology annotation, molecular function: SNARE binding.
AGCUUACGGCCGACAAACCACUCUUCUCUAUCAGUAUGCCCUUGAAUAGAUGAGGUUGUGCAAAGUCCUUUGCUCUUAAAUGUAUUGCUGUCAUUGAGAAUAUUUGGAGGUUUUCUCUUGGGUUUGUUUGGAUUUUUUUUUUCAGCUUUUGUCUGAAUUUUGGUUUUAUUUUUCUGGGGCAGAGAAAAUGGCUUUCCUUAUGAAAAGUAUGAUAAGUAACCAGGUAAAGAAUUUAGGAUUUGGUGGUGGGUCUGAAGAAAAUAAAGAAGAAGGAGGUGCAUCUGAUCCUGCAGCAGCUCAAGGGAUGACUAGAGAGGAGUAUGAGGAGUAUCAAAAGCAAAUGAUUGAGGAGAAGAUGGAAAGAGAUGCUGCAUUUACACAGAAAAAGGCAGAAAGGGCAUGCCUCAGAGUUCAUCUCAGAGAAAAAUACAGGCUCCCAAAGAGUGAAAUGGAUGAGAAUCAAAUCCAGAUGGCUGGAGAUGAUGUGGAUUUACCUGAAGAUCUCCGGAAAAUGGUAGAUGAAGAUCAAGAAGAGGAAGAAGAUAAAGAUUCUAUUCUUGGGCAGAUACAGAAUCUCCAGAACAUGGACUUGGAUACCAUAAAAGAAAAAGCCCAGGCCACCUUCACUGAAAUCAAGCAGACAGCGGAGCAGAAGUGUUCCGUGAUGUGAGGGGUGGGAGGGGUGGAGGGAGGGAACCAGCCAUCCUUGGAAAAGACCACUCUCUUGUGGGACGUUUCAAGCAGUACAUGUUUUAAUGUAGUGAACACAGUUAGGAAAACCACGAUGAUCCAUUGACAGACAAUAAUUUGGUUGUUCUAAAUAUUCCUGGCAGAGCAUUUAGCUAACACCUUGCAGCGGGAACCUUACUUUCCUUUUAGUUAUAAAUGAGAUAAACUGGAAAAUUUCAGUUGUAAAUGAUGAUGCAGAACACAUAUCUGCUUAAAGACCUUGAGAUGAGCCAGGAAGAAACAAAAGCAAGGGGCAUUUCCUCUCCAACUUUCUUCCUUGGAGGCCAAGUUCUCACCCUGUCCAACUAUUCGCAGGACACCAGGUCCCUUCAGAGAGAAAUGUGGAGAGUCAAGGUGUCUACUGGGAGCCGGGUUUCCCACAGGGAGCUGAGUCUACAGACUCCAGGGCAAUCAAAGGUCACCACCCCCACCCCUCACCUCUAGGAUCCUUGAAUUUGUCAAUGAUACUCAUCAAGUAUGCUUGGAUCCUUUGGUCCUUGGAUGCUUCUCAGCCAAGUGGCGGUAGCACAGAUGUGGUGAACAAUGACGAAUUGAGGCAGGGAAUAGACCUCACUAGCCCUUUGCAAUGGAGAUCAUCGUUCUAGUGGCCAUGUGAAGAAUGGAACCAAGGGAGGCACAAUUAGAGGCAGAGGGAAACCAGGCAGACGGCUGCUCUUUUUGAGUUGAGCUUAACUCUCCUUGUCUGAACUUGGUGAUAGCAAUGGGAACAAAGUGGGUAGACUAACAGAGAGCAUUAAGAAGUUAAAUCAAUCUCUCUCUGUCUCCUCCCAACCUCUCUCUCUCUUUCAUCCCCUUCUCUCCCUAUCUCUCUUUUUUUUUUCUUCUCCUGUCCCUUCCCAUCCCACCCCUUUAGACUACCUUCCAGUAAAUCACACUGUCAUUUGGUGCCACAAGCUUUCAGGGUAGACACUGAUUUUUCCCCCCUAAUAUCUGCUCUCUUUCAAAAGGAAUAAUUCAAAAGACUUAGGACAAUUACCACUGAAACACUUCGAGCUAUUUAGCUAAAGCCCACCAAACCAAAACAAAAUACUGAUUUUUUUUUUUUUUUUUGGUGACUCUGUUCAUACAGUGAAUAAAGAUCUAUCAAAGGAAAAGGAAACUGAGACCGAAAACUUAGGGUCUAAGUUGUUCUAAACCCAGGGUUCUCAAAUGUGUUGUACAAAAAGUUUCAUGUAAUAAAAUUAAGCAAAUAAAACAAAUGAAUAGAGGUCCAAAA